CGCUUGUCCCAUAAGUACAGCAUACCAAUAAACAUUAACUUUAACGUUAGUUUGAGAAUUAUAUUGAAAGAGUGAGCACUGAAAUCAGAUAAACUGCAGGUUGAUUGCAUGGGAAGAAAUGGGUACAGAUGCUGAAAAUUGGCUCCAGAGGACUUAUCCUGAGCUGUUUCAAGACUGGAGAGAAGCAUAUUUGAAACCUGUGAGGCAGGAGAAAGUAUCUAAUCCUGAGUGUAGAAUCUGCCAGCUUCGUCCAAAUACAGGUUUACACUACGGAAUCUACACCUGUGAAGCGGAUAAACAGUUUCUAAAACGAACCUUUCAUGAUAAGUUUGUUUACAAGAUUUGUACACUAGGCUGCCCACCUAGGCUCAGAGGUUGGUGCCAGUACUGUAGACUAAAAUCCUCCCUGAUGGUUGGGAUUAAUCUCAAGAUGAUCAGGAUCGGAGACAAACAGAAGAAAGUUGAGAAAUCACCCCGAACCAAGUCAAGUAAGAAGAAUGAGGACGCGUUUUCUCUGGUUAAAAUGGAACCUUGCAUAAAGGAGGAGAAACCGGAUGAAUCCUGGAUCUCUUACAGUACACUGGAACAGACCGGAAAUGAGAAAAUGUACGAAAACUAUCCUCUACAACAAGGAUUCGGAACAUAUUCAUCUUGUGAAGAGCAGGAUCGUGGGUUUAGAUCGUAUACUAUUUCUCAACAGUAUGUUGAUCACUGUCAUCCUUUCUACCAUCCUACUCCGUCCAUGAUGAGUCAAUCAAACGAGGGGUUUAGAACUCAUUUACCAGUUCAUCAGGACAGAUUUGGAUCGUUUUCUCCGGAGAAUGCAUCCUACCAGGAAUUGAACAGUUACUCUAAUUCCGAGUUUAAUUAUCCGCAAAAGUACCCGGUUCAACCUACGCCAGUUUAUCAAACAGAAUAUAUUCAGAAUUUCUGGGAGCAGCAACUUUAUCCGUCAUUAACAGAGAAGUGGAUUCACGGACAUAAGAGUGUAUCUCCUAUCCUGUCCAAACCCAACGAUAGCGGGAUGUUUAACCUGACUCAGAGUGCUCCUCUAGAUCUGUCAUCAUCCUCAUCCUCGUCUUCCCGUCCUCCGUCCCGUCCCAACUCCACGGAUAGUUUAUCAGGGAGAUCAUCUCCAAGAAGCCGGAGAGUAUCUGGAAUAUCUGAUGUUGGAACUUCGUUCAAUAAACUCUCAGUAAACUCGACUGUUCUCCAGGAUGCUCUAAGGUUGGUACAAGGCAGCCUGUCCCCUGGUAAUCUGAAGAAUAUCUCCCACGUUUCAGAUGUACUCUCAGAGUAGUACUGUACAGCGUUUACUGUACAAUUAUACAAUUGUACAUAAGUAGUUUGUUUAACAGUGCCAGGCCCUAGUUCUGGUUUGGUUUGGUGUUCGAAGUUCUGUCAACGUUAAUUCCAUUUCGAUUCACAAUAGUAACCUUUGUCUGAUCAAGCAUGAUGCGAGAUAUCAUUGUUGUUCUUGUUGAAAAGUGAUAAUGUUCCAUCGUGAUUUAUACACUAAUGACAAGAAAGAAGGUCGACAUAAUUUAUGUAUUUCAAGAUGAAAAAACUGACGAUAUCUUUGUUACCUGUGUUCAGAUUAAGGUUUAAAAGUGAUUGUUGUGAAUCGAAUUGUAACUCUCUGAAUAAGCUGGGUAACAUUAAAUAACAUCAACAAUUACUGUAAUGUUGUGUAAAACCUAACUUUUAUCAACUUUUAAAUCUACAAUUACAGAUCAUCAGACACCAUUUAUAUCGCCUUAUUAAGUCAAAACUUUGGUCAAAUCAAAUAUUUGUUUUAAAUAAGUUCAUUUAUUAUACAUGCAACAUCUUUAUUCUCGCAGAAUGUAAAAUAUUUCUCCCUUGUCAAUAUUCUACAGAAUAUAAAAUAUAUAAUAAACAA
Eurytemora carolleeae is the source of this 1900-nucleotide messenger RNA. RefSeq lists its product as uncharacterized. NCBI's taxonomy places the organism in Eukaryota, Metazoa, Arthropoda, Copepoda, Calanoida, Temoridae. The transcript is spliced from 8 exons. Gene Ontology annotation, molecular function: nuclear receptor activity; RNA polymerase II cis-regulatory region sequence-specific DNA binding; zinc ion binding. Gene Ontology annotation, biological process: cell differentiation; anatomical structure development; regulation of transcription by RNA polymerase II. The coding region runs from base 119 to 1300 and encodes 393 amino acids. The record is from RefSeq and is a predicted model, not a curated record.